AGAAGCCUGAGACAUAAUCCAUUCAAGCACAAAACACUUGGCUUUGACCUUCUCUGUAGCACUUGUCAUAUAUACUCUACAACCAUGGCUUACCACCAAAAUUCAUGUUUUUUCUUGUUAUUUGUCGUAUGCUUGUCAUCGAUUCAAACCGAUGCACGAAACCUCCUUGAGACAACCUUGCCUAAAUUUCCACCACUUCCUGAAAUCCCAACCUUGCCUAAGCCCGAGCUACCAACUUUGCCAAAGCCUGAACUUCCACAAAUUCCUAAGCCUGAACUCCCAACACUGCCAAAACCCGAGUUGCCAACAUUGCCAAAGCCUGAAAUGCCUACUCUGCCCAAGCCCGAGUUCCCAAGUUUGCCGAAGCCAGAGCUUCCUGUGAUUCCCAAGCCUGAACUCCCAACUCUGCCAAAGCCCGAAGUACCACAAGUGCCCAAGAAGCCUUAAUCAAGUGCUAGGGAUACAACUGUC
Messenger RNA from Lycium ferocissimum, 471 nucleotides. RefSeq names its product protein PELPK1-like. The record is from RefSeq and is a predicted model, not a curated record. The coding region runs from base 85 to 447 and encodes 120 amino acids. The transcript has a single exon. NCBI's taxonomy places the organism in Eukaryota, Viridiplantae, Streptophyta, Magnoliopsida, Solanales, Solanaceae.